Molecule: messenger RNA, 1179 nt
Organism: Adineta steineri
Lineage: Eukaryota; Metazoa; Rotifera; Eurotatoria; Adinetida; Adinetidae
Source: the annotation of a GenBank genome assembly
AUGGUCUCUGCUUCGGUCAGUGCCUAUACUGCGCCUUCACUUAUGGCUGUUUGUCUUCUUACUGAUUACUGGAUAUAUGGAAAACAAACACGAUUAUCAUCAACUACAAUAACAAAAGCAGGCGAUAUGCGAGUUUUAAAUUUUACGUAUCACCGAAUUGGUCUUUGGCGCGAAUGUAUGAAGGAAGUUUAUAAUGCUUCAUAUAAUUGUGAUGUUGUUAGGUAUUCUAAAGCUGAAGCAAAAAUGGAAAAAGGUUUUAAAGCUGUAUCAUAUCGAUCAGCACCAAGUAUGGCCUGUUUUACAGCUGCGUCUGCUCUUUUAGUCAUUGCUAUAUUUUUAUUUUCACGUGGUCUUUGCAAACGACGUCGAAAAGCUGUUUUCUUUAUCUCAGGACUUUUAUUUUCUAUCUCAGGCUUGCUCACGAUGGUUGGUGUUACAUUAUACGUUUCAAUUACAACUGAAGAAUCGGUUAAAAUCGAUCAAGAUUAUCCGGUGAUGCAAUGUUUCUAUGGAUUUUCAUUUCUUUGUGCUGUUUUAUCAUUUGUUCUACAAGAAUUAACUGGUGUUUUAACUGUAUAUUGGUUUAUAUAUCGUUUUCGUGCACUUGUACGUAAACAAGAAAAAUUACGCGAACGUACUCGUCGAUUAAUGGGAACUUGUUUAUCAAUGACAACAGCUUUAACAUUAAAUCCUGUUUCAUUUGAUGCAAAUAAUAACAAUAAUAAUAGAAAACCAAUGGCUAGUCGUUCGAAUAAUCAAAUAAAUCAAUUAAAUUAUUCGAAUUCCAAUGAUCCUCGUUAUCAAUAUAUGAAUAGUGAUACACCAAAUUCUUUAGUACAUAAACAACAAACACGACGUUUACCAUUUGAUAAAUCUACACCAUCAUUAUAUAAAUAUGUUGAUAAAACUUCUUCUCCAUCAUUUCCACCACGAUCACCGACACUUCUCUAUGGAGAUUAUUGUCGUGUUUUGAUUCGUGCUGAAGAUAUGGAUUUACUAACAAAAAUGGUUAAAUCGAGAUCCCAAGCACAUUUAAUAGCUAAUUCAAGACCUACAACACCAGCAACAACAAUGUCAAAUGUCAAAAUUUUACGUAAUUCGCAUACACAACGACAAAUAACUGAGAAUACAACGAGGCGAAGCACUCGAAAAGGCGUUAAGCGGACUACAUCUGUUUAA